GCUUCUCUCUCAUUAUUUAUUCAUAUACACUCACUCCCGGCUUCGUUCAGCUCAAUUUCAUUCGUCUAGGGCUCAAGAUUGCUGUGUCGAUCCACAAAUUGUGUUUCUCUAUCAAUUUCUCGGCAAUCUAGCACUACACAUGGCACCUGCGGAGCCUAACAGCAGUGGCGGAGCCACCCAAGGACAGCCGCCGGUUAAGGCGCCGGCGAACGACGCCAAAAAAAAGGAUGAGAAGAAGGACGAAGAUCUCUCGGAGGAGGACUUGGCGUUGAAGCAGCAAUUGGAGCUGUACGUAGAGAGAGCACAGGAUACGGAUCCUGGAUUGCAGAAAGUUGCGCUAGAGAGCAUGCGGCAAGAAAUUCGUACUGCGACCAGCUCUAUGACUUCAGUGCCCAAGCCACUGAAGUUCUUACGGCCUCAUUAUGGAACUCUACAAGCACACUACGAGAAAAUGUCAGAAUCAGAUUUGAAGAAACUGCUUGCGGACAUACUCUCUGUUUUGGCCUUGACAAUGUCCCCUGAAGGAGAAAGAGUAUGUGGCAUUUAUUAUUUGUUAAUUUUGGUUUUUGCUUGGCUUAAACCUCAAGCUGAGGUUCUUAUUGAACAAAUGAACAGCAUAUUUACUUUUAGUUACAUGUGGGAGUCAGAACUAUGUAAGCUAGAGCUAGUGAAGAAUCUUUACCGCUUCUUUUUAGCUACAGAAGCUGUAAAAGAAAUCCAUUUUGGAAUUGAAGAAUAUUACUUGACAACAUUGCAAUGCUGCAUAUCGAAAAUUUCCAGAUAUCUUCCCGGACCAGAUGACAUGUUAGUUUUGGAUAUUGCACAUUCUAUCUAUAUGAAAUUUGAAGAGUAUCCAAGAGCACUGCAGAUUGCGUUGUAUCUCGAUAACUUCCAGUAUGUGAGUGAACUUUUCCAGCGUUGUAAAGAUCCUCUGAAAAGGCAGCAGUUUUGCUUCAUCCUGGCUCGCCAUGGUGUUUCUUUUGAACUUACUGAAAGCAUGAUUGCAGACGAUGGAGAAAGGUAUGCUUUGCAAGAGAUCAUCAACAAUACCAGAUUGAGUGGAGGCUAUCUAACACUUGCUCGUGAUAUUGAAGUCAUGGAGCCCAAAUCUCCUGAGGAUAUAUACAAGGCACAUCUAAUUGAAGGCCGUGGUAGUGGUGGGGGAACUGUUGAUUCUGCCAGGCAGAAUUUGGCAGCAACAUUUGUUAAUGCAUUUGUAAAUGCUGGUUUUGGUCAGGAUAAGUUGAUGACAGUUCCAGCUGAAGCAUCUAGUGGUGGUUCUUCGUCAAGCUGGCUCUUCAAAAAUAAGGAACAUGGGAAAGCCAGUGCUACAGCAAGUCUGGGCAUGAUUAUGCUUUGGGAUAUUGAUUCUGGACUUGCACAACUGGACAAGUAUUUCCACAGUCCUGACACUCAUGUCGUAGCUGGUGCAUUACUGGGAGUUGGGAUUAUAAACACUAACGUCCAGAGUGAUUGUGAUCCUGCAUUGGCACUAUUGGCGGAGUAUGUGGAGAAAGAAGAUGCUUCGAUUAAAAUAGGUGCAAUAAUGGGUCUAGGUCUUGCAUAUGCAGGUUCUCAAAAUGAGCAAAUACGUAGCAUAUUAAUGCCCCUCCUCCUAGAUGGAAGAUCAUCUGUUGAUGUGAUUGCAUUUGCUGCUAUUGCGUUGGGCCUAGUAUAUGUGGGUUCUUGUAAUGAAGAUGUUGCCCAGAACAUUGUACUUGCAUUGAUGGAACGAAGUGAGGCAGAACUGGGGGACCCCUUAGCUCGUUUCUUGCCUUUGGGCCUCGGUCUGCUUUUCUUAGGGAAGCAGGAAAAUGUUGAAGCUACAGCUGAGGUUUCAAAGACAUUUAAUGAAAAAAUUAGGAAACACUGUGACAUGACCCUCCUAUCUUGUGCAUAUGCAGGAACUGGAAAUGUUCUGAAGGUGCAACACUUCCUGGGUCAGUGCGCACAACAUCUUGAGAAGGGCGAAUCCUACCAGGGGCCAGCUGUUCUAGGAAUUGCUAUGGUAGCAAUGGCUGAAGAACUCGGGCUUGAGAUGGCCAUUCGUUCACUGGAGCAUCUUUUGCAGUACGGGGAGCAGAAUAUUAGAAGGGCUGUUCCAUUGGCACUUGGUCUCCUUUGUGUAUCUAAUCCUAAGGUAAUAUGCUCUUGGUGUCUCCAGGUUUCACGUCGAAAUGCAAGUAUUUAUAUUAUAGAUUCUAAAAUGCAGGUCCGCAUUGCUCAAGGUCUUGUUCAUCUUGGCAAAGGGUUGUUGACUCUUUCUCCUUAUCAUUCUGAACGUGCUCUCCUGUCACCGACUGCACUUGCUGGACUUGUGGUCAUGCUGCACGCAUGUCUCGAUAUGAAGGCUAUAAUCUUGGGGAAAUAUCAUUACGUUCUAUACUUCCUCGUUCUAGCCAUGCAGCCAAGAAUGCUG
Molecule: messenger RNA, 2419 nt
Organism: Salvia hispanica
Lineage: Eukaryota; Viridiplantae; Streptophyta; Magnoliopsida; Lamiales; Lamiaceae
Source: RefSeq, a predicted model, not a curated record